CAGUUCAAAGGCAGCAGUUCAACCCUAUAAAUCGGAAAAUUAGAGAGCGAAAAAUUAUUUUAAAAAAUGAAGUAUUAUUCUUUGCUUGUUUUCUGUGUAUGUGUUGUUGCCGUCUACGGUCAAACAUACCGUGGACUUGGUAGAAUAGUUCCGGGUCAAUAUAUUCUGGGCUUUGCGGAUAAUUCAACAACUGUAACAUCAACACCCGAUUCACAUUCUGUUACACUCAGUUUUCAAGCAAAUCCAGGAAUUGAUAUUACAUUCGUUCACAUUAAUUUUUUCCCGGAUUGGUCAUCUAUGGGUUACACACCUCCAGGACACAUUAAUUCAUUCAGUUUAAGCGUAAAUAUGCACGGUAUUACACAUCUUGGUGUCAAUAUUAUUGUUUACGGAGUUGAAGCCAGAUGUGUACUUCGAGAAAAUUCUAACGAAACCCCGAAGAUGGUAACUGUCACCAAUGUUCACAAUUCAAAUUAAGAAGAGAAUAAAAAAUCUAAAAUAAUUAUUAUAUUUGAAUUACUUGUAUUUACAAGAUCUUCAUGAACCUUUCGUAUUUAAUAAAUCCUUUGUUGAAAUUAAUAAAAU
This is a messenger RNA of Phlebotomus papatasi, 585 nucleotides long. RefSeq lists its product as uncharacterized. The record is from RefSeq and is a predicted model, not a curated record. Lineage: Eukaryota; Metazoa; Arthropoda; Insecta; Diptera; Psychodidae. The transcript is spliced from 2 exons. Bases 67 to 477 code for a protein of 136 amino acids.